GUCCCGUCCAUUGCUUGCAUUGGCGUUGUCGGAAAACACAACAAUCCAUUGCACAUUUCACUCUUUCCGGCAGAAGAGCGUGCACCACUGGAAUUCCAGUUUCUUCUUUCGUCAUGUCUAGAUAUCUUUGAGGCUCGCCUACCGCAUAAGACAGCAGACCAGGAUUUUGGUCUUCUGCAAGCUGUCGACGAGAGGUUAGCCAUGUACGGCUGGCUCACCAACACCGGCAUCAAAUUCAUCAUUGUCGUGGAUAUGGAGGGAAAGCCAGCCGACCCUCUCGACAACAAAUCUGCGGCUGCUGUUGGGCUGCGAGAUGCGGACAUGAAACCUGCAUUCAGAGCAUUGCAGACGGCGUACAUAAAGCUGCUCAGAAAUCCGUUCUACGACCCUGAUGAACAUUCUCCAAUCACUACCAACUCAGAGCAAAGGAUUGGCUCAACGCAGAUCACAAGCCGCAAGUUUAUUCAAGAAGUCAAACGAAUUGCUGAUGCAUGGUCUCCGGGUGUCACGAGUAUUUAA
Messenger RNA from Bipolaris maydis ATCC 48331, 519 nucleotides. Its product is annotated as Sedlin. Gene Ontology annotation, biological process: endoplasmic reticulum to Golgi vesicle-mediated transport. Lineage: Eukaryota; Fungi; Ascomycota; Dothideomycetes; Pleosporales; Pleosporaceae. The record is from RefSeq and is a predicted model, not a curated record. Gene Ontology annotation, cellular component: cytoplasm; nucleus; TRAPP complex.